UCCACGAAACCUAGCUAGGGUUUACUUUACCAGUGCAGACUAGUAUAAAACGCCGAUCUCCGAGAAUACCCAACCUUCCCCGCAGCCGCCCACCACCAUACCACCGGAACAAAGCAAGGCGGCGCCGCAGACUUCCGCAUCUUCCGGUUAAGGGAAAUGACGACGGUUCCGGGGCCUCUCAUCUGGGAGCUUGUGAAGAAGAACAACUCUUUCUUGGUGAAGCAGUUCGGCAACGGCAAUGCCAAGGUGCAGUUCAGCAAGGAGCCCAACAACCUCUACAACGUCCACUCCUACAAGUUCUCUGGCUUGGCGAACAACAAGACCGUGACAAUCCAGCCGUCUGCUGGAGAUGACAAGGCUGUCGUCCUAGCCACAACCAAGACCAAGAAGCAGAACGCCCCUGCCAAGCUCCAGCACAAGAAUGUGAUGCGCAAGGAGUUCCGCAAGAUGGCCAAGGCUGUCAAGAAUCAGGUCUGUGACAACUACUACAGGCCUGACUUGACCAAGCAGGCUCUUGCAAGGCUGAGCUCUGUGCACCGCAGCCUCCGGGUUGCCAAGUCUGGUACCAAGAAGAAGAACAGGCAGCCAACUAGGCUGUAGACCUCGUUAACGUUAAGCAGUUUUAGUUGAGGUGUCUCUUGGUGCUUAUGUUUCCCAGAUUGUUACCCCUGUUCAAACAGUUUUGAGACUUAAAUGGAACUCCUCCUAGAACUGGAGAAACCAUGUUGCAAAUCCACACUGUAGUUCGUGCUGACUGUGGUGGCUCCAUAUUUAUUAUUUGCUCUGCACUGAUGAUCUCUUCUUGUGUUGUCGAUCUUUUGUCA
Messenger RNA from Brachypodium distachyon (stiff brome), 824 nucleotides. RefSeq names its product 60S ribosomal protein L28-1. Gene Ontology annotation, cellular component: cytosolic large ribosomal subunit; ribosome. Bases 157 to 600 code for a protein of 147 amino acids. Gene Ontology annotation, molecular function: structural constituent of ribosome. Lineage: Eukaryota; Viridiplantae; Streptophyta; Magnoliopsida; Poales; Poaceae. Gene Ontology annotation, biological process: translation. The transcript has 4 exons. The record is from RefSeq and is a predicted model, not a curated record.